ACAUUUUUUAAUAAAAUCCAAAACAACAAAAUAGAGGCUUGCAUUAAAAUCUUUAUAAAUAAAAAAUACAAGUAAAUAAUUGAUAAAACCAUCAAUUAUAACAAUCUAUAGUGUUAUUUAUUUAUUAUUGUCGUUUAAAAGUUAAACAUUAAUAAUGGCAGAUGAUGAUUUUGAAGGAGAUGAUGUUGUUGAUGACUUUGAUGAUGCAGAUGAUGAUGAUAAUAUUGAAUUAGAAGCACAAGAAGAAGAAGGUGAAACUUUUGAGCUUUUAGCACCUGGUGAAGUCUCAGGGGGUGUACAAAAAUCAAAGAGAAUUACUACCAAGUACAUGACAAAAUAUGAACGUGCAAGAGUUCUUGGUACUAGAGCUCUUCAAAUAGCCAUGUGUGCUCCAGUUAUGGUUGAGCUUGAGGGAGAAACAGAUCCAUUACAAAUUGCUCAAAAAGAGCUUAAACAACGUAAAAUACCAAUUGUCAUUCGACGAUAUCUUCCAGACAACAGCUACGAAGAUUGGGGCAUUGAUGAGCUAAUUAUAAUUGAUCAUUAAUUCAUUUUAUCUCUCCAAUUAUAAUACAAUGAUUUGAUCUAUUCCAAGCUUAUAUUUUUAACUCUGUAUUCUUAAGAAAUAAAUAUUAAUUGAAAAUAAUUAUAUUAAAAU
Molecule: messenger RNA, 658 nt
Organism: Aphidius gifuensis
Lineage: Eukaryota; Metazoa; Arthropoda; Insecta; Hymenoptera; Braconidae
Gene: RpII18
Product: DNA-directed RNA polymerases I, II, and III subunit RPABC2
Exons: 3
Coding region: 155-547 (130 amino acids)
Biological process (GO): DNA-templated transcription
Cellular component (GO): RNA polymerase II, core complex; RNA polymerase III complex; RNA polymerase I complex
Molecular function (GO): DNA-directed RNA polymerase activity; DNA binding
Source: RefSeq, a predicted model, not a curated record